Haemonchus placei is the source of this 1320-nucleotide messenger RNA. NCBI's taxonomy places the organism in Eukaryota, Metazoa, Nematoda, Chromadorea, Rhabditida, Trichostrongylidae. The record is from the annotation of a GenBank genome assembly.
AUGUCAGUUGCUAUGGAUAAUCUUGCACUGGUUCACGAAAUAGCCAUUGAUCCUAACUUUUCAGUAUCUGAAGUGCCGUCGAAUCCUAUUCAAGCAGUCAUAAAAGAGAAUAUGCAUCGUGCUUACUGGGAUCUUCUUGCCGAAGACUUGGCCAAAGAUCCUCCGGACUAUAUACAUGCAUUCAAUCUCUUGAUGGAAAUAAAACAGACCAUUUUGGACGAUAUAUUGUCACCUGCACACGUUCGAUUGAGAGCAGAAGUGAACUCCGUUUUAGAUGAAAAUUCGUUGCGCAAUAAAAUGGAGCAAAAUUGCAUGGAUGUUCACGGAAUAGGACGAUUUGUUAUUGACUUGCUUGCUAGGUUGUGUGCUCCCGAGCGAGAUACACUCGUCGAGAAAUUGCGCCAUGAAGAGGGAAUCGUUGAGAUGAUAAAGGGUAUCUUCAACUUGAUGGAUAUCAUGAAGAAUGAUUUGACAAAUUAUGUGCUGUCAACCAAUCGUGCUGCAGUCGAAGAGUACAGCUCGAAGUUCGAAUACAAGGAGUUUCUGAAGUAUUUGGAGAAAUUUCCGGGUGGCUCACUUAUGACUAAAGAAUGGUUGAAGCUGGCUCAUCUUGAAGUUUACCCCUCCACUUCUGAUGAUUCGCAACCUGAGGCAAAGAAAGAAAAACCAGUCACUGAGGAUUCUGAUGACGACAAAGUCGUCAGGACAACCAGCAGAGGUUAUUUGAAGUUAGUGGAAUCUCAGAACCCAGUACCAUUCCCAGAAACUCUGCGUAUAGAUAAGUUGCGAUUGGCAGCGUUAGCUGAGAAAUUUUUGCAGAUGAAUGUUGUCACUAGUGCUGUAUUCAUUACUUGCAAUCUUGCUGGUAAACAGGUCUCUGAAAGUGAAAAUUUCAAAAAGUCUCUGAAGGAUCAGCUCAUUGUGAUCUCUAAUGACAUAGAAGAAAAGAAUCUCCUGGACACCCUGAACGCUAUCAGUGAACAGUGCGUUGCAACUACGCGUAAAUGUGCUAGCUCCUUAAACGUGAACAUCUCUGAUGAUCAUGAAAAAACACUUCGUGAACAAAUCAAGGCGAUAUCUGAUGAUAACAACGCUAUUAGGGCGCUAGUUCGUUCGCGUAUUGCCACAUUUGUUGAAGAAAUACUGCGCUCGCCUUCCGAAGUUCCACACCGUCUUUUACCUGGGCUUUCUGUGAUCCAGAGCGAGCUUUGUGCAUUCACUGCUAGGUUGCUGCGGCUGUGUGUUCAUAACAGAAGGACAUUUUUCGCACUCUAUCGCAGUAUGAUCAAUGAAAUUGAAUCAAAUCUUGUCACCGCUUAA